Messenger RNA from Hirsutella rhossiliensis, 1377 nucleotides. RefSeq names its product nitrate assimilation regulatory protein nirA. The coding region runs from base 1 to 1377 and encodes 458 amino acids. Lineage: Eukaryota; Fungi; Ascomycota; Sordariomycetes; Hypocreales; Ophiocordycipitaceae. The record is from RefSeq and is a predicted model, not a curated record. The transcript has 5 exons.
AUGCACCGUUCUGCCUCGGGCUCGAGCGACCUCAGCACACUGAGCGAGGCUCCCAAGGCGACUUCGACACCGGCCCUGGCGGCUCCUGUUUCCCGUCAUUGCCCUUUGACGAUGCAUCACACGCGCAAACCGACAGGUGGACGUGCGCCGGGUGUACGGUGGCUUCGGUUCGGCAGAUCCUCGACGCCCUCCUCACCUGGGACUACCUCCCUUCUGCCUCAUGUGCAAGGACCCUUCUUCCGAGACUAUUGCAGCGGCUCGAGCCGGUACUGCUCCUCUGCCCUGGUAAACGCGCUCAUCGCGCUGGCAACCCGGGUGGUCCACGAGAUCAGCGACGAAGCGGAGAGCCCGGGCCUGGCUUCAAGUGCGGAAGCAAACCACUUUCGACAAGGCCGAGGCCAUUAUCCGCAGAACCGGCCCUCGGCCAACCUCCCAGAUAUACAGGCCAUCGGGAUUCUCUCGCUCUACCAGAUUACCUGCGGGCGCGAGGCCGAAGCUCAAGCGCUUGCCGACUCCUUUGCCGCUAGGAUAGUCAAUCUUGUCCUCAAGAGCCCUGAUGGGCUCCGAGGCCGAGAAUAUGCCAAAGUUUGGGCUACUUCCAUACUUCGUCUCACGACGGGCCAAGUCUUCACCAUGUCUACGAGUUGCAAGCUACAAGACGACUCAAUAUUUCUAGACCAAUCCGCCUGCAGUGCCGAGUACCUGUUUGGCGGCCAGUGCGGCAGCGGAACUACACCAGACCCUGCCCUGAAAGCACGCGGCUCGCAACUGCGCAAUCUACAGCUCAUUCCAGCAAGAGUCUUCCAGCUCACGGAAUGGGUGUACAAGCUCCUCUCAUCAGCAACCCAUACCCCAAACGGACGAUUCGACACAGCCGAGGUCAUGGCAGUGUAUACCGAGUGUCUCGAUUGGUACGAAGGAUUCUUCUCCCUACCCAAAACCGGCGGCAGUGACACCCCCUUUGUACUCUUUAUCCACAUGUACUAUCAGUUCUGCCUACUCUGCCUGUUCCGCCCUCUCGCCAACCUUGUCCUGGCUGAUUCCGACGUCCGACCCCGCGAAAUCUGUCUCCAGGCUGCGGACUCUAUCCUCACCCUGUCGCAGUCCUACAGCAGGCUCUUCACCCUUAGACGCGUCUCCCCAUUCGUCCCCUAUUUUGUUUGUGCCUCUGCCCUAAAGUUGUCCUUGGCGACCAUCUCGGAUGUUUCAAGCGUGGACGGGUUUAGCACCUAUCAAGACGUGUCCCCCUCCCCGACUGCCGCCAAAGUGCCCAUAAUGGCCCACGCGAGCCAAUUGCUGGCAGAGAUGAGCUCCAACCGUCGAAUGGCCUCAUCCAUAGAGAAGAUGCUUCGAGGAUAUCUUACCGAUUUAUGGUGA